Molecule: messenger RNA, 1758 nt
Organism: Nerophis lumbriciformis (worm pipefish)
Lineage: Eukaryota; Metazoa; Chordata; Actinopteri; Syngnathiformes; Syngnathidae
Product: kelch-like protein 10
Molecular function (GO): protein binding
Source: RefSeq, a predicted model, not a curated record
AUGAGUUACAAUGGUAAAGCUGCAUACAAGUCUGGCUCUGUGUUCAAUGACCUACGCCGAACACGAGAACUUAGUGAUGCAGUCAUUGUAGUGGACAAAGUUGAAUUUCAAAUCCAUAAAAUUAUUCUAUGCAACUGCAGUCCAUACUUUGGAGAACUUUUUCUGCGGUGGUCAAACCCAGACCAGAGGGUCUACAUCAUCCAUGGUCCAACACCUCCCUUAAUGCAGCUUCUCAUUGACUUUGCAUACACUGGCUCUGUGCCAGUGACAGAGGACAAUGUAAAGGAUCUGCUGGUAGCAGCCGAUAAGUUUAACAUGACGGCCAUUGUUCAAACCUGCUGCACGUUUCUAACGGAGCGGCUCUGCUCAGAGAACUGCAUCGGCAUCUGGCAGUUCACAAAGAACUGUUACACCCCGGAGCUGCAGGUUGCGGCCUACCAAUACAUCCUAUACCAUUUUGAGGAGGUUGCAAACUCUGAUGAGUUGUGGCAACUCUCUAUUCAGGACAUGUGUGAAAUCCUUGACAGGGACGACCUGAUAGUGAAAAAGGAAAGCACCGUCUAUGAAGCCAUCCUCCACUGGAUUGCACACGCUCCAGGAGAGCGUAGCGGAAACUUUACAGUGCUCCUGGAGAAAGUGCGUCUAGCUCUGAUGAGUCAGGAGUUCAUAACCAUCAACGUGUUGACCAAUCAGCUGGUGCAGAACUGCGGCAAAUGCUUGGACAUGGUCGCCUUUGCCACACGAAUGAUGCGACACAUGACCACGAUGUCUGUGUCUGGAUAUUGCAACCUUGUCGCCCGCCCUCGCCUACCUUCUGCCAUCCUGCUGGCGAUUGGAGGCUGGAGUGAUGCAAAUCCGAUACACCACAUUGAGACGUACGACAUGCAUGCCAACUGUUGGGACUACCUUGUAGAGAGUAUGCAACAGCCCCGAGCUUACUGCGGCGCCGCCUUUCUCAAUGACUGCAUCUACUGUGUCGGUGGCUUUGGCGGCGCUGUACAUUACAACACCGUCAGCUGCUUUGACCUGAACACACGCACGUGGAGGGAAGUGGCGCCCAUGCACUUCCAUCGCUGCUAUGUGAGCGUGACUGUGGUUAAUGGAUGCAUCUACGCAUUAGGAGGCUAUGAUGGACGUGCAAGACUAAGAGCUGCUGAAUACUACAGACCUGAAACCAACCAGUGGACUCUUGUUGCUAACAUGCACGAAAAGAGGAGUAAUGCCGGCUGCACAACCCUAAACAACAAGAUAUACAUUUGCGGUGGUUUUAAUGGAAAUGAGUUCUUACAAACAGCCGAGUGUUACAGCCCAGAGACAAAUGAGUGGACAAUGAUAACACCAAUGGGCAGCCGCCGCAGUGGCAUUGGAGUUGUUGGGUUUGCUGACUAUAUUUAUGCAGUUGGCGGUUAUGAUGGUGAUGUACGUCUGGCCAGCGCUGAGGCUUAUAACCCCCGGACCAAUAGCUGGAUGGUACUGCCCCCCAUGCAAUGCCCCAGAAGUAACUUUGGCAUUGAAGUCGUUGGGGAUCGCCUCUUUGUGGCUGGGGGUUACAAUGGCGUCUCCACAAUCAACCACGUUGAGUACUAUGACCUAUCAACUGGUCUGUGGUCUUCGGCCAGUGACAUGGGGAUCUCCCGCAAUGCUUUGACCUGCUGUGUGAUCACUGGAUUUCGCAAUGUAAGCCAGUAUGCUAUGCUUCGGGACAAUUUACCAGUGCUCUUCUUGGAAGAUGAUUUGAACACAGAAGAUUUUAUGUAA